Messenger RNA from Dracunculus medinensis (Guinea worm), 675 nucleotides. The record is from the annotation of a GenBank genome assembly. NCBI's taxonomy places the organism in Eukaryota, Metazoa, Nematoda, Chromadorea, Rhabditida, Dracunculidae.
AUGAGUGAAGAAGGUGGUUACCUUGGUGCAAUGACAUUUCAGUGUAUUUUCAGUGGAAUAUUCGAUCGUCUUAUACAGAACUGUAAAAAUAAUGAAAAUUCUUUGCAAACGUUACAGAAACUUCGGACAACGUUACGACAAGCAGAUAUUGUCUCACCAUCAUUUUUGUUUGAUUUUAUAAAGGUUUUGCUCAGUGAAUCGAUGCUCAAUAUUAAUUUACAGGAGGCUUAUUUGCGAUUGCAAUCCAAUGCACCAUCUACCGACUUGGAACUGCACAAUUUACCCAGAUAUUUGGAGCGGUCAGAAUUUCAAGAGCUUUCUUCAAGAGCUAUUGCCCUUCGUCGAGUGCUUGCGAGGAUUCCUGAUGAAAUGUCAGAUCGGCGUACGUUUUUGGAAACCAUAAAGGAAAUCGCUUCAUCCAUCAAAAAGUUGCUUGAUGCUACAAACGCUAUAAUGCAGAUUAUGCCACCUGGCGCACAACUCUGUAAGUUAUAUGAAACUGUUGAGAAGCGCAAGCGAGAAUUCGUACAUUAUUCAAAACGUUUCAGCAACACAUUGAAGGAAUAUUUUCGUGAUCAAAAUGCUACUCAAGUUUCAGUUUCGGCAAAUCAGCUGAUAUUUCAAACUACACUUAUUAUUCGUACUAUCCGUGAAAAGAUUUGUAAUCAUUCUUAG